Molecule: messenger RNA, 1377 nt
Organism: Drosophila kikkawai
Lineage: Eukaryota; Metazoa; Arthropoda; Insecta; Diptera; Drosophilidae
Source: RefSeq, a predicted model, not a curated record
AUGGACGGACAGGGCCAUCCAUCGCAGGACUACUCCUGGAUGUGCGUUGCAGUUGAGGAGAUCCUGCAAGCACUCCAAGGCGCCGGGCCAAGCCCGCCGCGUCCCCACAACAGCUCCGUCGCCAACAACGCCGGCCUCUUCCCACGAGCCCCAACCGCCGACGUCACCAGCGCCAACGGGGAGGCGACGACCGCCGACAACCACGCCGAGCCCCGGCGACCCCCUACAGAGGAGAUGCCGCUUCUGUUCGCCGGCCUCGUUGGGCCACGCCGGGUCCCUCCGGAAGGGCAUGCCGCCCCAGGCACCCCUGCGUACCGGCCACAUCGGGCCGCUGGCGCCCCUCCGGAAGUUGCCCCGCUCGACGGCAAGGACGAGGAGGAGGUGCCACGAGACCACCGUUUUGGACCCCUGCGGGUCAACCUCACGCCGCCCCGGCCACGCGAUACCUCACCCGGAGAUCGGGCACCCUCCGCCGACGCCGAGGAAGCGUGGAACCAGGCCAUCGCCCUGUCCGACGAUUGGGUCGAUUUCGACGGCCUGGUGGAGGACACCCUUGGCGACCUUUUCAACAGCCCGCCGCACACGGAACCACCGGCAACAGGCGCGCUCGGGCCUCUGGGCGCAGUUUAUGACCUGGUCUCCGACGACGAGGGCCGCCCGCGUGGGCACUACAACCCCACCGGCGACGACGGCGACGACAGCGACGCGACCGUAUUAUACGACCCCACCGCGGAGGACAGCCGGGACAUACGAAGGAGGCGCACCCCACCGCCGCACCCGAGCGACAACCGGGCCCCGCCGUACAUGGGCGAGGUGGAAGCCGCCCUGGUAGAGUGUUUCGGGGAAAUGCCCGGGGACGACUUCAACUGGGGAAGCGGCACGAACACGGCGUCGACAAUCUCGGCCGACGAGGACGAGGAGGGCCGCCCGUCAGACGCCUCGCGACCACCUUACGCCGGGCCCGCCGAGGACGCCUCAUCGUCGACAGUCUCGGCCGACGAGGGCGAGGCCAGUCAGGACAGCGACUGGUCCUACGCCCCACGAUCGCCGCCCCCGCGAUGGACUCCACCCGCUGCAAAGCUGGGCACCAGCCGCUCCAAGUCGCCGCCGACCCCCUCCGCCCUCCUACGAGGAGAUUUUCGGCCGGGGAUCGUACCCCGAUCCGCACGCUGCCGCCCGAUGCGCAGCGGUGGCCGCCAGUCACGAUCCGCGACCCCGCCUGCCCACCGGCGCGGAGCUGGCCGCAGAAGAGGCGCGCCGCAGGGCAGAAGACCUUACUCUACUCCGCCGAAUCCACGGGCGCCUGGCGACACCGCGGAGACGAACAAUCCGGAUCCUGGAGGAGGAGGGGAACCAGCGCUUCAGGGUCCAAAUUAA